Messenger RNA from Lemur catta (Ring-tailed lemur), 1487 nucleotides. It is a transcript of the gene STX18, whose product is annotated as syntaxin 18. The transcript has 11 exons. Gene Ontology annotation, molecular function: SNAP receptor activity. The coding region runs from base 75 to 1082 and encodes 335 amino acids. Gene Ontology annotation, cellular component: SNARE complex; membrane; endoplasmic reticulum. NCBI's taxonomy places the organism in Eukaryota, Metazoa, Chordata, Mammalia, Primates, Lemuridae. Gene Ontology annotation, biological process: intracellular protein transport; retrograde vesicle-mediated transport, Golgi to endoplasmic reticulum. The record is from RefSeq and is a predicted model, not a curated record.
CGGGAACAGUCACGCCGCUGUCGCCGGCUGCUGACGUGAGCCGGCCGGGUGUGGGGCCGCGGGUACGGGUCGCUAUGGCGGUGGACAUCACGCUGCUGUUCCGGGCCAGCGUCAAGACCGUGAAGACGCGGAACAAGGCGCUAGGAGUGGCGGUGGGCGGCGGGGUCGAUGGCAGCCGCGAUGAGCUGUUCCGCCGGAGCCCCCGGCCCAAGGACGACUUCUCCGGCCGCGCCCGCGAAGUGAUAUCUCACAUUGGCAAACUGAGAGAUUUUCUUCUGGAACACAGGAAAGAUUAUAUUAAUGCUUAUAGCCAUAUUGUGUCUGAAUAUGGGAGGAUGACAGACACAGAACGAGACCAGAUAGACCAAGAUGCUCAGAUAUUCAUGAGGACCUGUUCUGAAGCAAUUCAACAACUAAGAACAGAAGCCCACAAGGAGAUGCACUCCCAGCAAGUGAAGGAGCACAGGACGGCUGUUUUGGAUUUCAUUGAAGAUUACUUAAAAAGAGUGUGUAAACUUUACUCAGAACAAAGAGCCAUCCGAGUUAAAAGAGUGGUGGAUAAGAAAAGACUAUCUAAGCUGGAACCAGAACCAAAUACAAAAACAAGAGAAUCCACAUCUUCUGAGAAAGUGUCACAGAAUCCUUCAAAAGACUCUGAAGAAAAACCUACCACUGAAGAAUAUCCAGAAAAGAUUUCACCCGAAGCACAACCUGAAUUGGGAACCUGGGGAGAGGCCAAAGGUGAAGAUGAAUUAUCCCCAGAAGAAAUACAAAUGUUUGAACAAGAAAAUCAGCGACUCAUUGGCGAAAUGAACAGCUUGUUUGAUGAAGUAAGGCAAAUUGAAGGAAAAGUGGUGGAAAUUUCCAGACUCCAAGAGAUAUUCACAGAAAAGGUUUUGCAACAGGAGGCCGAGAUUGACAGCAUCCACCAGUUAGUUGUAGGGGCAACCGAGAACAUCAAGGAGGGCAAUGAAGACAUCAGAGAGGCCAUUAAAAACAACGCUGGCUUCCGCGUGUGGAUCCUCUUCUUCCUCGUGAUGUGCUCCUUCUCCUUGCUCUUCCUCGACUGGUAUGACGGCUAGCGUGGCCGCACCCGCAGCCCGCGCUCUCCUGCGUCUCCGGUGUGGGGGUGGUGGCGACCAGAUCUCAUCACGGAGCCAUGUGAGGAAGAGGGGCUGAGACGGACACACGCACUCCCACAGAGGGUGCCCUGGCAGAGGAGAGAGGUCUGCGGAGCGGCGUGAGGCGGGGCUGCCGGGCAGGGCUCGCCCCAGGAGACAGCAUCUCAGGGCUCAGAGGAAGUCACUGGCCCUCCCUGGCCCCGCAGCCUCGGGGAAGAACAUGGUUAAUAAUGUCUCUCCACAGAUUAUUACUUUGUUUCCUUGUGGCUUCUUGUCUGCCUGAGUCAACCAAUACACAGACUCAUUGUGUCACAGAAAAGAAAGCUCACGUUUGCCUUGUUAACCUAAUAAAUACUACUGCAGCCA